Messenger RNA from Coregonus clupeaformis (lake whitefish), 5259 nucleotides. Its product is annotated as myotubularin-related protein 4. The transcript has 19 exons. The coding region runs from base 93 to 3926 and encodes 1277 amino acids. The record is from RefSeq and is a predicted model, not a curated record. NCBI's taxonomy places the organism in Eukaryota, Metazoa, Chordata, Actinopteri, Salmoniformes, Salmonidae. Gene Ontology annotation, molecular function: metal ion binding; protein phosphatase binding; phosphatidylinositol-3,5-bisphosphate 3-phosphatase activity. Gene Ontology annotation, biological process: dephosphorylation; regulation of autophagy.
AGGGGUGAGGAUGUUAAUGCCGGCCCGUGGCGCUCCCUUCGUCCUGCUGCUAUUGCUUCUCUGUAGGCACAGCCCUGCUUCCUCUUCUCGUCAUGAGUCUGGCAGCAAGGGUCUCGUGCUCUAUGCUCAACUGCUUUGGUGAAGAAGGACCCCCCAGUCUGGAGUAUAUCCAGGCCAAGGACUUGUUCCCCCCGAAAGAGCUGGUCAAGGAGGACGACAGCCUCCAGGUGCCGUUCCCAGCUCUGCAGGGGGAAGGGGUGGAGUAUCUAGGCCGAGCCGAUGACGCCAUCAUCGCCAUCUCCAACUACAGGCUCCACAUCAAGUUUAAGGACUCCAUCAUCAAUGUGCCUCUGAGGCUCAUAGAGAGUGUGGAGAGCAGAGACAUGUUCCAACUGCACAUCAUCUGCAAGGACUCCAAAGUCGUCAGAUGCCAUUUCUCGACGUUCAAGCAGUGCCAGGAGUGGCUGAAGCGUCUGAACCGGGCCAUAGCCCACCCUGGCAGGCUGGAGGAUCUGUUUGCCCUGGCCUACCACGCCUGGUGCCUGGGGGGCAGCGCUGACGAUGAGGACCAGCACCUACACCUCUGCAGACCAGGUGAUCAUGUCCGUCAGAGGCUGGAGAUGGAGGUGAGGAGGAUGGGCUUCGACAUGCAAAACGCCUGGAGAGUGUCCGACAUCAACCUCAACUACAAGUUGUGCUCCAGCUACCCCCAGAAGCUGCUGGUGCCAGUGUGGAUCACAGACAAGGAGCUGGAGAGUGUCGGCUCCUUCAGGUCCUCCAAGAGGAUCCCUGUGGUGGUCUACAGGCACCAGAGGAACGGGGCAGUGAUCGCCCGCUGCAGCCAGCCAGAGAUCAGCUGGUGGGGCUGGAGGAACACAGAGGAUGAGUACCUGGUCACCUCCAUCGCUAAGGCCUGUCUGAUGGACACAGGGGCCAGGGUCACCUGUGGGGCCCCAGCCUGCAGCCGGCCCCGAGGGGAGGGCCCAGACAGCUCUGACAGCGACUUUGACUCCUCUCUGACAGGAUGCCCAGGCCCUGAUGCCAACGCUGCGCCACAGAAGCUUCUCAUUCUCGACGCCCGCUCCUACACCGCUGCAGUGGCCAAUCGCGCCAAGGGAGGUGGCUGCGAGUGUGAAGAGUACUACCCUAACUGUGAGGUGAUGUUCAUGGGCAUGGCCAACAUCCACUCCAUUAGGAACAGCUUCCAGUCCCUCCGAACAGUCUGUAGCCAGAUCCCCGACCCUGGGAACUGGCUUUCUGCUCUGGAGAGCACCCGUUGGCUGCAGCACCUGUCCGUCAUGCUGAAGGCAGCCACUCUGGUGUGCUCUGCGGUGGAAAGGGAGGGACGUCCUGCUCUGGUACAUUGUUCGGACGGGUGGGACCGCACCCCCCAGAUUGUGGCUCUUGCCAAGAUCUUGCUGGACCCCUUCUAUAGGACACUAGAGGGUUUCCAGGUGCUGGUGGAGACAGAGUGGUUGGACUAUGGUCAUAAGUUUGGCGACCGCUGCGGUCACCAGGAGAAUGCUGAUGAUGUGAGUGAGCAGUGCCCUGUCUUCCUACAGUGGCUAGACUGUGUUCACCAGCUACUCAAACAGUUCCCCUGCCUCUUCGAGUUCAACGAGGCAUUCCUGGUCAAGCUUGUUCAGCACACAUACUCGUGUCUGUACGGGACGUUCCUGUGUAACAACGGGCGGGAGAGAGAGGCCCGCAACAUCUACAAACGCACCUGCUCCAUCUGGUCUCUGCUCCGCCCCGGCAACAAGAACUUCCAGAACUUCCUUUAUAUCCCCUGUCAUGAUAUGGUGCUGCAGCCGGUGUGCCACACCCGGGCCCUGCAACUGUGGACGGCCGUCUACCUGCCCACCUCCUCACCCUGCACCGCUGCCGAGAACGCCAUGGAGCUCUACCUGUCCCCCAGCGCACAGGGAGACGAGCUCACCUCACGAUCCCUCGACAGGCUUCCUAAGACUCGCUCCAUGGACAACCUGGUGUCGGCCUGUGAGAACGGGGUGGUCCUCACCCGCACCUCCAGCGACCCCAACCUCAACAAGCACUGCCAGGAGGGCCGUACUGCCCAUGGCUUGGAGCCUAUGGCUGCUAUAGGAGGAGGGGCCGCACCCGAUAGCCCCGAGGACGUCAGCCCUGACACGGGAUUGGACAGUGAUGACUCUGAGGUGGAGCCUGUCACUCAGACUCCUCCUACCACACCCCUGGAGAUGGAGCCAAGGGAAGAGGGCUUCGAGGAGGAGGAGUUGAGAGAGGAGAUCUGUCUGACGACACAACCUCUACCAUCCCUGCCCCUCCCCCCCAUCACUCUGGAGAAGGGCUUCCCCCACCCCUCCCCUACCACCAGCCCCCCACGCCCUCCCCCUCCCUUGCCACAACAGGCGGUUGACAGCCGCUACAGGACUGCUGAGGUCACUACUCCCCCUGCCCGGGCAGCAGAAGCAUGCUUACCUUCCCCACCUGCCUGGAAGGGCCCACUACCGGCAGCUGUUCUGAAUGGGCCUAUCACCAACGGCCUCCAGAACAGCCACUCAGCGUCUGCAGAGCUGCUGGCCCUCGAUCAGCUAGUUCCCCUACUCCCUAUGGCCACGGAGGACUCCACAGAGACCCUCACGGACAAGGUAGAGGCCCCACCAACACUGCCCCCCAGUAGGAGAGAAAGUCUAGGCCAGACCCAGGGCCCAGAGUGGGCCUUACCCCAAGCCCAGACCCAGUCCCAGGCCCAGGGAGCGGAGAGAAAAGGGAAGAGGACAGAGUGUGUGAGUGGUAGAGAGUUGGUGCCUCUGAGAGAAUGUGUGGUAACAGUACCAACAGUAGCAAUGGCUGCCGCCUCUACAGUGCCCCCUGUUGACAACAGCCAGGUAGUGGCAGUGCGAAGCCCAGUCUCCCAGAGCCAACUGAGUGUCAGUGAGGAGCUGUCUCUCCUGGGCUCCCACUGGGAGAGUGUCCAGGGCCUGGUACAGUCUGCCUGCAGCACCGCAGCCAGCCAGUCUGGCCUCUCAGCCAAUCUCUCCGCAGGUCUCUGUCGGGCCCUCCAGCCCACCGCCUACCAGAGUCGGCGCCUGGCUGGCAAGCUGCUCCGUGCCCAGGGCAUGGCCGUGUUGCCUAACGGAGGUUCGCAGUGCUGCCGAAGGGAGAAGGAGGAAAGGGUCCGUGGCCCGGCUCCAGCCCCAGCCAGCUCCAGCCCGGUCCAGUCAGGGUCAGGCUGGCUCUCUGCAGUCAGAAGCAGCUCGGGCUAUGCUGCCAUCUGCGGCCCAACCAGCACCAGCACCCCACCCACCUCUUCAACCCGCCAGUUCUUCUCAGCCUCUCCCUCCUCCUCAGCCUCCCCCCCGCCCUCCCAGCCCCCCCCGGCCUACCUGGAUGAUGACGGGCUGCCGGUGCCCAUGGACGCGGUGCAGCAGCGUCUCAGGCAGAUCGAGGCGGGAUAUAAACAGGAAGUGGAAGUGUUGAGGAGACAGGUGCGCCAGCUGCAGAUGAGGCUGGAGAGACCGUAUGGUACGCCGCCCUCCGAGCCUGACGUCGACUACGAGGACGACAUUACGUGUCUGCGUGAGUCAGACGACAGUGACGAGGAGGACAGUCUGUCGGACCACAGCGAGGACUGUUUCUCCGAGGGCAGCUGGGACACAGUGGAGCAGAAGGACUCAGAGGUCACCAGGUGGGUGCCCGAUCACAUGGCCUCCCAUUGUUUCAACUGCGACUGUGAGUUCUGGAUGGCCAAGCGACGUCAUCACUGCAGGAACUGUGGCAAUGUGUUCUGUAAAGACUGCUGCCACCUGAAGCUGCCCAUCCCAGACCAGAAGCUGUACGACCCUGUGUUAGUGUGUAACGUCUGCUACGACCUGCUGCUGGAGGCUAGGAACAGAGAGAUCUGCAGCCAGCAGCUCAAGAAGCCCAUCGCCACAGCUUCCAGCUGAGAGACAGGAGAGAGAGCCCCUUACUGAGUGUCCCAAUCCUGGCUCAGUCUGGCCUGGCCUAGUUCAGUUUGGCCCGGUUAGGACCUGGAUUAGCACUGUCUUGGAUCAGCUUGAGCCAAGUGCCCCACUCCUACUACCCUAACGUGGUCUGGUCUUGGCUGUGGGGGAAGAUGAGGAGGACUUGUCGUUGCUGUGUGGGAGGGAGGCAAAGCUUGAGAAUGGAGAGAGGCCACUGACCGCUGGGGAUGAGAGACUGACUAAGGACUCGAGUGGAGGAGAGCGACUGACUGAGGAGUGGAAGAGGAUAGGGGAUGGCAGUGAAUGAGAUGGAUGAGGAAGAGAUGGAGGAAGAUGAGCGGCUGUUAUGGAGGCUAUCCCACUGAGUUGAACCCCUUUUGGUCUAACACAUUUCCAGCCUGGAAGGAAGGCUGCAGCGUCCUGCUGCCCUGCCCUGGGGCUAUUGUCCUCCACUGGUGCCUCAGAUACCCCCCUGAUGCCCCAUGCCACCCCCCUGCUCCUGUAGCUCCAUCUCAAACCUGCCUGAAUGUCCACCCCCACUCUGGUGGAUCCCUCUCACACACCAACCAACCACCCACCCCAUAAUGUGCCUCCCCACCCGAAACACACACACACACACCCACCUACUCACCUCCGAGGACAAUCUCUCACCCUCCCAAGUGUUGGGGACUCCAAAGCCUUUACCUGUUAAAUGGAGGCUGAUGACAACUUUACCAAGAAAAAGAAAAAAUGCUGCUACAGUAUUUAAGUCUAAUUUUGUAUUCUUGUUAUUUUGUGCACUACAAGCUGUUUGUGUAUUUGAGGGAAUUUGAGACCAAACUCGAGCGAAAGGGAGAAAUCUGCUGUUUACUUGCUGUCGUGUCUUUUUGUGGAGCUUGAAUGUAAAUGUUUGAAAUGAAAUGGACAAGUGUGUUGGAGUAACUGGAAGACUGAUGAUUAGAUUUGAUUAUGUGGUAACACUUGACACCCAGCAUCAUAACACGUUAUGACACAGUCAUAACCAUUUCAUAAUAUGUCAUAACAGCUGACAUAACUUGUCAUAACCUGUUAUAACAUGGUCAUAACACUAUCAUGACACAUAUUUAGACCUGUUGUGACAUAUGUGAUAUUUUAUGGCUGGUUAUGACACCUACAUAAGAGUGUAAAAACCCACAAAACCUACCACUGUAGUUAUUUUAUGGCUAGUUAUGACGUUAUAUAUUUUUUAAGUUGACCAUAUUAAAUUAACAUUGUAAUUGCUCACACAUUGAUGUCAGACAUGCACCUACCCCAAUGCUCUGUUGCUGAUGACUGGGAUGAAUGCAGGAGCAGGACA